AUGUCUCCAAUUUUUCCAGUCCUAGACUUGUUAUCUUCUGAUGUCCACAUUGGCAACUCAGAUUCACCUAUCUCAGAGGUGUAUCCACCUAUCUCAAUGGUCUCAGAUACAACUACUCCCAAACUUUCUAUGCCUCAUCUCUCUGAUUUAUCACCAUUAAUGCCUGAUGCAAGAAGGGAGGCUUCUCUUGAUCCUAGAUGGGUUGAGGCCAUGCAGCUGCAGAUUGCUUCUCUUGAGGACAAUCAUACUUGGAGUGUUGUAGACUUGCCUCCAAAUAAGUCUCCUAUAGGUUGUAAAUGGAUCUUCAAAGUCAAGUACAAAGCCUCAGGUGAGGUGGGAAGAUUUAAGGCUAGACUAGUAACUAAGAGGUUCAGCCAGAAGGAGGGGGUAGAUUACACAAAAACAUUCUCUCUUGUGUCCAAGAUAGUCGCUGUGAGGUCAAUCAUUACUCUUGCAGCCUCCAAGGAUUGGUUCCUCUAA
Molecule: messenger RNA, 480 nt
Organism: Solanum dulcamara
Lineage: Eukaryota; Viridiplantae; Streptophyta; Magnoliopsida; Solanales; Solanaceae
Exons: 2
Coding region: 1-480 (159 amino acids)
Source: RefSeq, a predicted model, not a curated record